UGAAACUGUGAUUUAUAUGUUUUUGGUUAAAGCAUGGACGUUAUUUUUAUAGUAAAAUAACGAACAAAAUUUGGCUCGAAAAACAUUACGAAUGUGCAAAACAAAUUAACACGUGGUCAUUUGUUUGAGUCACUGUAUUCUGCACGACAAUCCAUGGCUUUAAGGAUUACAUGUAAUGAAAUUGAGCAACCGAAUCAUAUCCCCCUAGUGAAAUGUGAAGCUUGUCUACAUUACAGUCUGCUGUGGAACCAUCAGUAAAGAUUUUUCUAUGCGUAUGACGAGGCUCAAUAGUUGGAUUAAGCCAGCACUCGGACUCAUACUAUCUCCUCACUUACAUCCACACCUCAGCAAAUUUCGUUAAACUGUUCAUUCCAUCUUGAAUCGGUUACACUUUUUCCUCAGGUACCCCACCAACCUACUCAUAAACUUAUAUUUUCUUGCAGGGUAGCCUCAGCGCACUACAUAGUCGUACCUGAGCGCUUAUGUGUGUACAUAUCCAUACAUACAUACAUAUACAUAUGAUAUACGCACACCUUGAUAUAGUUGUAAGCUACAAAACGUGCCUGUGCCAACGUACAACACAAUCGUAAAAGCGAUACACACACAACCUGCAGUUGGUUCGUUGUAGCGCAUGUCUCGCCGCCAUUGCUCGAACGACUGCAUUCAUAUGAAAAGUCGCGGCGACGCGUCGUUUGCUGAGAGCUACUAUCCAACAGAGUCGUGCGGUGGUUGAAAUCAACGAAUUUAGUUUGUCGCGUGCUUUUGAUGUGAUUGCGUUCAUUUAGUGGUGUAACGUUUUCUUGUUUAUAUUUCGCUAUUACCAUUGUGUACUACAAAAUGGACGGUCUACAAGAUCAAAAGUUUAAUAUUCGUUUAGUGCAAGCUAUUGAAAAAUAUCCGGCUUUGUACAACAGUGACCUCAAAGCAUAUAAACGAAGAGAUUGUAGAGAACAAGCAUGGAUCGAAGUGGCCGAGGAGAUGGAUUGUAAUCCGGAUGUGGUUAGGGAUAGAUGGAAAUGUUUGCGCUCCGUUUUUGUAAGACGACUGAAACAAUUACAUAUGGGUGAGCUUAUCAAACCAUAUUAUUUGCACGAACACAUGCAAUUCAUAACGCCAUAUUUACAAAAUCCGUGGGAUGCGGAAUCCCGAUCAAAACGUCAAUUGGAGGAGAGUGAGAUGCGUGUCGCUUCCUUUACGCCGGAAACUUCGAAAACUGAUAUUAAUGAGGCUUAUUAUUCAGAUCAAGAAAAUGAUAAUCUAUUUUCUAUGGAUGAUGCAACGCAGCAACCACCCACAAGCCGUUCACAUAAACGGCAACUCAGGGCGUCACGUACAUCCGAAGAAGAUGAUUUCCAUGGUUUCUCCGAAUACCACACGAGCACAUUGAAUGCGUCGACCAAGAACCGGCAAAUCAGAGAUAUUGUUUCAAAUCCAACACAAGAUCACAACGUAACCGAUGAUAAUUACCAUAAAAGGUUGUUUAUGUUAAGUUUGCUCCCUGAUCUCGAAGAAAUGAACAAUACGCAAAUGCGUGAGUUUAAGACUAAAGUUAUAUCUAUCAUAAACGAGAUAUUUGAAGACGAUCUCAAGUUAAAUGACGUAAAUUAAUAAUAAAACCCAUAUUUGUAGUAUUCCUUUGAAAUGGAAUAAGCCUCGAAACUUUAACUGAACAAAUAAACUGUGUGAUAAAGUUUUUAGAUUUUCGAGGUUUUCAGUUUUAGACGCUUAAGGAAUCAACUGAAUAUUUUUCACUGAAUGUAUUAA
Molecule: messenger RNA, 1764 nt
Organism: Rhagoletis pomonella (apple maggot)
Lineage: Eukaryota; Metazoa; Arthropoda; Insecta; Diptera; Tephritidae
Exons: 2
Coding region: 838-1608 (256 amino acids)
Biological process (GO): regulation of transcription by RNA polymerase II
Cellular component (GO): nucleus; transcription regulator complex
Molecular function (GO): DNA binding
Source: RefSeq, a predicted model, not a curated record